Verticillium alfalfae VaMs.102 is the source of this 534-nucleotide messenger RNA. RefSeq lists its product with no specific name. The transcript has a single exon. NCBI's taxonomy places the organism in Eukaryota, Fungi, Ascomycota, Sordariomycetes, Glomerellales, Plectosphaerellaceae. The record is from RefSeq and is a predicted model, not a curated record. The coding region runs from base 1 to 534 and encodes 177 amino acids.
AUGAGUGCCUAUGCCCUCCUGUACUGCACCGUGCGGUACGGACUCAAGAAUGAGAAAGACCGGCUCCUUACCACAAAAGGCUCGACGGGAGGAUCAUGUGGAAUCUACGGCAAUGCAUCAAAGGCCGCAGCUCGCAACGGUCACCGGGCCAUUGUGAAGCUCUUCAUUGCCACAAACGUCGACGUCGACGCCAUCAGUGACAGAUACGUAAUAGCGGUUGCCACUGCCACGGCGCAGGACCAUAUCGAGAUCAUGCGUGAACUUCUGACUGCUGGCGCCAACAUUAGGCGUCAAGUGAGGUUUGGUUGGCUCAGCGGCGAUCGUCGUACCGGCCCGCUGUUUGUGGCAGCGUUGAAUGGUUCCGUCGACGCCGUCAAAGCAGCACUGGAACACGGCAUCCUGGACUAUUGGAGGCUGAAGCCGUCCUCAGGCAGUGAAUGCCCUUACAGCCGUCACAUUCGCUGGCAACUUCGCCGUGGUUCAGGAGCUUCUUCGACACCGCGACGUGGUAAGAAGCAAUCACGUAGAUUUUGA